Pocillopora meandrina is the source of this 30951-nucleotide messenger RNA. The record is from the annotation of a GenBank genome assembly. NCBI's taxonomy places the organism in Eukaryota, Metazoa, Cnidaria, Anthozoa, Scleractinia, Pocilloporidae.
GUUCAGUUGACCAGUCAUUCAAGACAGCGAAGCCAUAUCGACAGCUCUUUAAACGCAGCUUUGUGAUUUUGCCCUGCAGUUAAACACAUCGACAAGUCAUUAGUAUAAGUCGUCGAACUGAAAGGUAAACUUGAUUAGUAUUUUUUGCCCUCUGAAUAUUUCAAUUCGUUUUUUUCGCUUGGCUAGCACGCGAUGGAAAAAAAUGAGUGCUGCGCGCACAUGUAAUAUCUACGUUGACGAAAUAUAGAUCACCAACGUUGUGAAAUAUCCAAAGAGACGGUUGAAAAACAAAGAAACGGGUGAGAUUAAUGUACAAAAAAAAAGUUUGGUGUAAACACAAUCUUGCGAGAUAUAAUGAUAGUGUUACGCAGACAACAAGAUGUGAUGAAAUGCUCUUUCAAAUCAAGGUCUCACAACCAUUUUGCUAAAAUCACAAUGAUAAGCCGACAUAUAACUUACAAGAAAAAAAAACCGACAGGCUUAGACUUUCUAAAUCCUGGCGACAAAUAUGGCUUUGAGACGAAACAACAAAAACAGACUGUAAAACGACUAUUCAGUCUCAAAACUCUACUAAAUUUCUUGAUUUUUGCAACUCCAUCACGUACGCAACUUUGAGAGGGAAAUUUGUCCUUGUCUCCCCCACUAAUCUACCAUUCCCCCCCCAGACCCCCUCCCCCCAUAUCGAGAAUUCUCGAGAUUCUUGAUCUUGUCGUCAAAGGAACAAAUCACUUUAAAACAACAAUCCUAAAAACUUAUUUAAAUGAGUACAACAUAUCACGAUAACGAAAUUAAAAUUAUAGAGCAUGUAAUGUGUGCCCUGCGCCGCCAAAUAAAUCCGUCAAACGCCACUGGAAAAAAAAUACACAGUCAUCCAAGUCUACAUUCUUUCAGAACACACACAUGAGCGGAAUUCAGUGUCUAGCGGGCUAUGACUGUAACGGUUGAUAACGAUCUUCUAAGAAUAUCUUGGCAAAAAUUCGAUGCAUUCAUAACGGAUUUUUGUGUGUCUGUCCGUGUGAGGGUUUGGAGUUUGCAAGUUAAUUUUGUGCUGAGCCGGAAGACGGUCGCGCGCCCGUGAGGAAAGUAUGUUCGCGAAAUCAAAUCUUACGGAUCUUUACGGCGCCUGUGAUCUGGUUACAGAGCGUUUCAGUUUUCCCGGAGGAUUUUCAACAACCGAGCCUCAUGGCUUGGUUUUUCAGAAAAAGCACAUGACUUUUAGAGCCUUGAGUCCUUUUCAUGAAGACAGAAUAAUUAUUAAAACAAACUUCGUGGCACCAAAUCGUAGCUUGUUGCAGUUUUCACAUAAAACUCGCGAGAAGUAACUGUUGAACAUAAUUCAGUUUGUCAACGAGGUGCAAGUAAGAGAGGAGGAGUCGGGAGGAGGGGGAGGGGGGAAAGGUUUUGCACGCAAAACGGUGCAAACAUCCUUUGCUGUUUACAUUAUACCAUGGUAAGUUUACAAAAUUGUGCCGCCGACGAAUACAGGAUGUUUUUCUCAAAUCAGAACUGCAUGGGAGCCAGCAAUCGAGAUCGAAAAUUCCUUUCUCGAUUUAUUGACGUAAUCGGGUGUAUUUAUAUAAGCUGCGCUGUAAAUUUCAUCAGAUUAAGCCACUAGCUAGAAUAACAACAAUUGUGGAUCACCGCGGACGCAGUUUCUACAUCGUCAUAGGUUUUCUACUGAUCGGUGAACAAUAUUGUUUAAGAGAGAGUGCCUUCUCUACGUAAGUACAAAUCCGUUUGUCAGUUUCUUUAAAAGUUUUCGAAAUUUUUCAUUCGUGACCGCAGCUCAUGGAAACAGAAAACGAAUUACUGUAAGUUAGACGUUUCAGUCUCAUGAAGAUCAGCACAAUAUUAAGUGGUUCUUGUCGUGGUAUAAGGGUCAUAAAAUGAACUAACACUUUAAGUCUCUUGGAGAACAACAAGUCAUUGCCAAACGUUUGGUAACGCCCAGGUCAUGGAAUAUCAGUGACGUCACCUGUGCCAAACAGUGAUAUUUCCUCUCUGAAAUACAACAACAAGGUUCUUUCGACCAUUGUAUUUUCUCGUUGUGUCAUCAAUCGAACGAUAGUUCCUUCAGUUCUGUGUUCUGCCGGACGAAAUACUGACAAAUUUCGAUUCACCGCCGUUCCCUUCGCUAACCUGCGAGCAGAUUUCAUUUUAACGGGCGAGAAACAUUGCUUCCCUGUUGUUUACAAAUUUCUUGGCGGUGAGGGGAAACAGCGUUGGAGAAAUUUUCAACUUAGGUAUUUCAAAAACGAAACUCUGCGCGUCACGGAAGACACAAUGGCUGGGAAGGAAUAAAAACCGAAGAUAAAAAUGUCACCUGUUACGGUAAGCCGUGAGAAAAUGCGGUUAGUUGUUCUUAAGAAAAAUUGCUUAACUGAUGUUCCUAACUUGUGAGACGAUUUUCCUAUUGUUUCCAUUAAUAGGUCACCCGUGUAGCUAAUGAAAAAGGCGAGGCGCUAAAGUGCUUAUGAAGAGUCUUUCCGGCCAAAAGACUGUAUUGUGACAAAUCGAAGACAAAUUGGAGUCUGAAAAGUUUAUUGAUCAUUCAAAGAAGCGCUGCUGUUGUAAUCACAAUAAAUAUUCGCACGCAGUUACCAGGUUUCCGGAGAAGUUUUUCAUCAAUAUACGAUUUGCAGAUAAGCAAAUGACAGUAAAUUCCUCUGUGGUUUCUAACGGAAAAUGAAGCAGUUACGAAAGUGCUUGUCAUACAAUGAGUGCCUUGUCGUUACCCCUUCAAAAUGAAAAUCAUUACUUACUUUGCAAACGCCCAUAAAAUGAAGAUGAGAUCGUCCGAUUUUGAGUGGAGUCUUCCUGAGCCUUGUUAGUUUGGAUUUUAAUAUAUGCGUGUCUAAUACAGAAGAUAAAAUCGGAGAAUCUCUCUUAAAACUUUGAUAGGAAAUUCUUAUUGCCAUAUUUCGGAAACGUCAGAAUUUUUCGUCUGAGUUUUAUUAUACAGUUACAUUGUUCAUCACAGGAGGUGUUUUUUAAAUUAACCUUUUUUCCUCUUGCUCUCAAAUCUCUUUCACGUUUGCAUAUGCAUAUCAUUGGCUGAGUUUAUUAGUUUUUUUCGAAUAUUUUUCCCCGUAUCGUAAUCCACUCGCGAGGGGAGAGAUGAAAGUAGCAUGGCUUAAAAGAUCGACGGACUGAAACCUUGUUGUGUGGGCUUAAAAUCCCCUUUCGAAAACGUCCUCAAAUACGCUGUCGAGCCGGAGACAUGGCGACGGGUAUUUUCCCUUUUGUUUGGUGCUAAGAGCGUUAUUAUUUGAAAGAGAACAACCGAUUAGAGACGAUUAAGUGUUAUAAAAUAUAAAACCGCUCGGAAUUUCUAUUUUAGUUUGUCUGAUCCUUAGUUUUAUUGUGGAGAUCUUUAACAUUUCCCAGACCCAAUUGAACUUUUUAUCGUGCAUUACAGCGUUUUUAGAUCAGAAGCCCUCUUUUGAUUGGUCGAUCUGGCACUACCUAGCCAACUGCGUUAGCAACUGUCUUUCUCGAAACUCUACAGUCUUAUUUCUACAGAUUAUGGAAAGGAAAAUGAUAGAUUACCGAGAGAAGGCGAUUAUCAAGGGGGGAGAAAACGCGCACAGGGCACUGAGAAACUAAAGACACUUCCAAACUUUAUUGCACACGACACUUGAUAUCAGCAAUUUUGAUUGACAAAUGAUUCCCUUCACAUCGGCGUAACAUAACUCCCUUAUGGAAAAGGUUUCCUUUUAUUGGUUGUAAUUAACUUUUUGUCAUGUAAGCGAAGACAAAUCGCGCAGACGAUUAGUAGAAUAGAACUCUGAAUUUGCUCUUUUCCGAUUACUUGUCUGAUCACAGAAAAAGAAAUGGGUCAUCUUUGGACCUUCCGCUGCGCAAGCUCUAAGCCUUAUCUCUGUUGCAACCAGUACAGUACUUCCCGCUAGCUGUAAACAAUUAUACAAGUCUUUAGAGAUAAGACCAGCGGAAUGCACUCGGCGUUAAAAGAUCCCGAACAUAAAGUCUUGCCUCGUGCAAUAUCGUGCGCUUAGAAGCUCUUAGAAGUUGUACAAAUCGGAACCAACCAGCUCUCCUGACGGCUAGUCGCGACUGAACGAUUUAACAGCAAAGCCGAUUUAACCACUCUGUGCGCAUAGCUGCCCUCGAACAAAUGCAACACGUCAACGGACAUUGUUAAACAAACAGUCUCGAUUACUCGUAAUGGGUCGCGAUAUUUUUGUUUAGAAACGAUUACUGAAAUUGUGUCUCCGCAGCUAGGGUGUAACACAAUAUCUGAAGCAAUCGAGAUUUGGUCUGCCGGGAGAUCAUCACAGUGUCAGUUGGUUUGAAGAGGGCUCGGAGUUAAGGUUGCGCACAAGUUCAGCACUCCACAACAACUCAGAUCCAUACGCAAAUUGAAAGCAUUCAGCAAUGAAGACCAUGAUUCAUCUAGUGGCCCUUUCCACGCUGAUGACUCUACAAAUUCUUUGUUUCUUUGGAGGAAUCCAGGUAAGAGGAAAAACAUUGGUGGUUUUACUAGUUCUGUCGUGUUUCUCUUGUUUCCGGUUCUCUGUAGUUUACAUAGAAAACCCAUUUUUACAGCGUUAUUAAUAGGCGAGUGACAGAUUGCCUUUGGACGUUGAAAAUACAUUUUAUCUGCGCUGACACGGGACAAUAUAUCUUACUUUCCCGUUUUUGUCUUCCCGCUGCGAACAUAGGGGGGGCAAUUUUUGAUGUCUUGUUAUGUUUGAAAACUCGAAAGUUUAUGUUACCCAGCGGUGCUUCCAUACACAAUAAACAAAGUAGUUUACUUAACAGCUCGUGAUAACAAAGCCUCACUGCUGUGUGCAUCUUAUUUUAGCGCUCACUGUAGCCAAUGACAAUGUGAAAGCAUCAUUUGUCAGGCACAUUAAAUACGUUAUUGAGUGAACUCAACAGAUGCCCGGCGUUUAUUUCGCGUGUCGCACAACUCGUACUUUAAGUUGAUGGUGUUUCAUGGGGUGUGGGCACUUUGUAAGCGGCAAGAGAAUAACGCUCGUAAAUAGAAUUGUUGAGUUAACUUGUCUUAUUAACACUGGGGAAAUUAAAAUAUACUAAGGUUUCAAGCUAAUGUCGACGUGUUCUCGGUUUGAAGAGGUCACAAGGGCACUUAGAAAUACACUAACCGUAAAUUCAUUCACGCGUCAAAUUUGUCGUUCUCAAACGAAGCGAAAAGAUGUGUGCAAUAUUACAACAACAACCUACUCAUCAACAAUUUGAACAUUCCUCUUAGAACUCAUGGAUCAAUACUAAUGGCGCUGAAAACACGCCUUGUAUAGGAGAUAAAGCUAUAGUUCGAGUAAUACCUUUUUGAAAUAACAGUAAAGAAUAUUAUCUUAUUAACAGAGUUUCAAAGUCGUGACUACAUUUUCGCUAUUGCUGUCAACCUUUAAACACGUAAAAACAAACACGUCCUGAAAAAUCAGACCAGAUCCUUCGGUUAAGUUAAAAUAGUCUAUAAUUGAACCUCCUGAGUAGUUUUUCAAGAGCGAAUCAGCGUAAACUGAAUCAGCAAAGUGCAUCCAAAACGUGUUGUGUUUCAUUAGUGGAGUUUUUCGCUCUUAUCUGUCCAUCCUACUGAUUGCGAGUAUGGUGGAAUUAGAUCGUCUGAGCUAUCAUUCUAUGCUGUUAAAUCCCAUGUGAUGGAAAGCAGUAGGGAACCGGAGGUAUCUGCGGAAUUUUCGUGACUGGAAGUGUAUAUUUGUCUGCGCAAUUACAUCAAAGUGAGCGUGUUGUGUUAGGACAAUUAUUCUGCAAUUUCCGAAACCAGGGGGCCUUCCGCAGUUUGUUAUCCAACCUAAUAAAGAAGUGGUCAAUCAAAAAACGACGUAUUCUCAUUAGAAGCUCUUGCAGAUUGACAUCAGCACACGAAAAAAACAUUUUGCGAUCAUCGCAAAAGAGCGAACGUGACUUUGUGCGCGCAAGGUUGUUUUCAUGAGCAAAACUGGUUACCUUCCGCUAGAAAUCGUUGGCGGAAUGAACUGUUUGCUUAACUAAGCCGAUCUCCAGCGCAAAUGAAGAGUAAACACGAUGUUUACAGAGGUGUAUAUUGACUUAAGGAAAACUCGCUUGUGGUGCUUAUUUGCGCGAACGUCUUAGGUCACUAGACGGUAAACGGCGCGAAUUAGAUAGCAAGUUAUAUGGUUAAACAACAUCAAAAUACUUUGGCGCGCGGACGUGAUUGAUGAUACUUUCACAGAUCUUUUAAUCAUAUUAAUGUUUCUCUUGCUUGUGUUUGUCACGGGUCUAAAAGUGAUGUGAUUUUCUCCAAGACUGAUUCUUUAAUUCACCAUAUGUUUUUAUAUUCAGAAACAAGGUUAAUUCGUAGAUUGUAGCUAUGACGGCAAAUUAGCCACUUUAAUGUUAACAAUAUAUUACUGUAUAUUUCGUCUAAAGAAGAGAGUUUCUUUCAAUCUCAUUUUUUCAUCACUCAACGAAAGAACCGAUAGGUCAUCCUUGCGAAGGCAUAUGGUUUAUUAGUCAAGUAUUCUGGCCAAAAUUUGUGGAUUCAAUUUGAUAUCUGUCGCUCUAGCAAAAGGGAGGUCCUAUAUCAACACGACGCUUAAUAUACACUUUCUCAUUCCGUCGACUUAAACAAAGUGAGGUAUUUGGUAGGAAAUUACGUCAUGUUAUCAAAAAUAUGUGUAGCUCUGUGCAUUACGGUUUAAAAUAAGUGGGUGGUUUGGCGUGAAAUGAAAUGCGAUCUGGCGGUUUCGAAUCGAAUCCGCCCUCUAGGGUCUGUGGUAGAUCCAUCUCAAAUUAACAUGUCACCAAAUGAGGUUACGGAGGAACUACGUAUACUUCAAAGCAAAACAUAUAGAAGACUUAAGAGAUAGCAUAAUCAGAUGUUAGAUAAGGUUGAUUUUUUCCGCUUUAGCGAAUUCAUCUAGGGGUUUUUAAGGGGUCCAUGACCGAAAAUGAAUUUGAAUUCGUCCAGUGUUAGGUGUAAGAUACCAUUUAGUUCUCAAUAACUCGGUCUACUUAUAAAGUAUUCGACCUCAAAACAGCACUUAGUUGCGGUCCGAAUACUCUCCAAUGAGAAUCAUAUUUUUCUUUGUGAAAGAUUUCUGAUCAGUGUUCAACAUUGUUCCAUUCGGAGAGCUGUCCCUUUUCUUCAUGGCUAUCAGAAUUAACCUCCGAGAAAAAUAAUUCUUGAUAACGUCAAAUAUUGAAAAACACAUGCCCCACAUUUUUUAAAUCUUCAGCAGGACUUACAAGCCCGCGACAGUUCCAUCCCACGAAAAUUAAUGAUGCAGAAUGUCUUAAAACUAUCCAAAGGUAUUUGGAUCACAGUUAAGCGGACUUUGAAGCAACUGUGCCGCUUACUGCUCUUGAUACAAAAACAAUGAACAAGUACCGGCAUUUUUGAAAAAUUUAAGCCUCUGAAAGCACCGCGAUUAAACUUAAAAUUCUUCUAAGUAUUUUAUUUUAUUCAUCUCGGAUACUCUUCUGAGAAAUAAAAUUUCGGAUCCAUUGUUUCACAAGUAUAUACUAUCAGUUACAAUGUUCGAGCGACUUAACAGCUUAAAAGAUCUAGGUAAGCCAACGAAAGAUGUAGUUCUGAAUUCUCCUUACUAAAUCGCUAAUAAUACCCAAUAAAACGAAGGGAGAUUUUAGGAUUAAACAGUAAAAUUGACUAUAAUUUUCUUACUGGUUUUCACCUCAAAAUCUUUAACAGCAUUUAGAUAGUUAAUUGAACGUUUCCUUCAGAUGAAAGUAACUUCUAUGUACGUUUACGAUUCCAUGUUGCAAAGUCGUAAAUUUCCUCUCCCUGAAAAGUUCCACAUAAUUUGUCUUUACAAAGUUGUUUACAUAUCGUUUGAAUUUCUCCAGAAGGAAUUUCUGGAAAAAUUCACGCUCGGGUCACGUUUUAACACCUUUUGAAAUAUAAAAUUACCAAGAUUAAUCGCUAUUAACUAAAUAAUCCCCGUUAAAAUCAUGCCGUGUUUACUUUGCCUGUUUGUGUGAGGCUAAACAGCUAAAAUCUCAAUCGGCUUUGCAGCGUUCUAAGCCAUACCAGAUCUUAACUAAAUAUUGAACGAAAAAAAGAAGGCUUGUAGAGAAUUCUGUAUGGUACAACAUAUGUUUCGUGGGGCAAACCUGUUUACUUUCGGUAUUUCUAACCUUCACAGCAAUCCUAACUCAAAGGUUGAAAAUAGAAGAGGUCAUCAUCGAGGCGUGAAUUUCCCACAUAGUUCGUUAUCAAAUGCAGUAAUUCUAUUUGGUCGGUAAUUGAUUUAAUUUUCUGAAAAGCGCUGUGAAAAGAAUCUAAAAGUCGGUUUAUAAAGCACCCGUAAAUCGCAUGAACGAAUAGGAGAGUUUUAUCGCUUUUCAAAAAGGAAAUUCUUAUAAUACUUUGAUGCAGUUUAAGAGAGUCAAUUAACUUUUACACUAUUUUCCUGCAAAAAGGAUUAUAAUUGAAACUCACGUAUAACUGAAAUAAAAUUGACAAUUACGAAAAAAAUGAGAUGUAUAUAUAACAUACACACAUAGCGUCCAGUGUCGUUUAUCUUUCGCAAGUUUCCGUAUUUUGUUAGAUAAUCUAAAAUUGUUGAAACUUGCGAACACCAUCAAAUCAAGAACAACAAAACGUGUAAAUAUUUUUUAUGUCUAUACGCAGAAUUAUCUAAAUAUGACAUUGCGAAAUUUUUGAGCCGAGGUUGAAUUCUUCGGCGUCAGUGAGUGCUAUUUUUAAAAGGCUACAAAACUAAAUUUAGCUGUUAGCUUGGGUUAGGGAAAUCCCUCUCCAUUGUGUAAGAUUGUGUUGGGGUAAAAUUGUUAUAAUUUGAUCCGAUCUGUCUAGCGCAAGUCCCAAACGGUUUCCAUGUAGCAGUUGUGUUUUUUGGUGGAGUAUUUGUUACACACGCGCCAGGAACGUGGACGAAGGUUCGAAUAUACUGGUAUCAUACGGAGGUUAUAACAGUUUCAGUCACGUUUGAUUAAUUCUUUUAACGCCUGUAGCACUUGUGAAGGCGUUUUUGAAUGUCGACGGCUGAUAACGUUGAUCUCAUUAGCACUUGUAUGUUGCAAAAUAAGUAUUAACUUUGUCCGUGCUUCAGGCGGGUUGUGAAAUCAUAUCUGUAUUUUAAGCUUCACGCUUUAACUGUAUGGCAAAUGAACAACUUUACACGAGUUUAGCAACCCUUUUCUUUUGUUUCACCGAGCGAGACAACUUUUUGAAUUUCAUAUUUUAGCGUUGAUUAAAAAUGUUGUCUGAGUAAACGCAAGUUAUUUGGGUAAAGAUUACACAGUAUUGAAGGAAUUUUUCAAAUUGGAUAAAAGGUUGUUAUUCCCUUCAGUCCAAUUUAGGGAUUUGUCCAAGAAUUGAGAGAAUUCUGCUCUUGUUUAGAUUAGCCGAGUUCUGAGCGCUCUUGAAGUAUGUGGUUUUUGUUAUUUAUAGUUCUCUACCUGUGUUUUUAUUUUGCUUUUACUUCUUAUGAACAACGAAUUAAAGGUAAAGAGAUUUACCUAAACAGAAAAUCUAUGGGCGUCGCAACAUUCAGUCUAGGGCUCUGGAAUGAAAACCGCUGUUUCUGUUUCUUACGCUGUAAAAAGUACCUCUAACUUUUGAGUCUGCGGCUAAAAACCUUAGGGUGUGACCUCGCAUUUGAAAGCUAAGCAUUAACUCUGUAUGGUGCCCUUUCCCAUGCCAUAAAAGGUGAUUCUAACUUUCAGUGCUCUGGAUAGUAAACGUACACGAAGUACGUGACCUUUCAAAUGAAAAGUUCUGAGCAGUACUUUCCAUGUGGUAAUGUUCAAGGUGAUUCCAACUUUUAAGUUUGUGGAUAAAACGCUAGUGUUUUCACUGAACUAGUAGUGUUCACUAUGCUGUACUAAAUACGGGAUGAAAAUUCAUAAAAAAUUUUAAUCGAUGAUCUGUGGUCCUUUCUUAUUUCAUGAUUAAAAUGUCCGUCAUUCCCCAGUCAUUACAUACAGAAAUGUUUCAUCUCUGUCAUUUCAUGAUUAAUUAGGAAAAAGAUAAGACAGGUUUCUAAUGGAAAAAUGGAAUGGAAAGCAUUUCGUUUCGACAACCUCGGAGGUCUUUUAAUUCUUUUUAUCAGUGAUUAAUUCUUGUCAAUGUGUGAAGGACGUAUUUUUGAUAUGAAAGGCCUUAGUAUUCGCAUUAUUUGCGGGAAGUCAUGCCAUUUUGGCAGCGACGGUUCACGACAGCAUGAAUCUCUGAGCUGCAUCAGGGCUACACGCUGAGAGAGAGGAAAAAAACUGUGAUUGGUCCCUAGUUCGUGUUACCAAGACAAUUACCAUCACAGAAAACAACGAGUGAUGUUGGUCUUUGAAAAUUUUUCUCAUUUCAUUGCUUUUGAUUGUUAAAACGUUUUAGCAGCUACAUUAUUUAAAGUCAAAACAACCGGCAUUGUGAUAAACCUCGACACAUUAGUACAAGGACUGAUAUCGCCUUAUUUACUAUACAUUCACAAAUAUGGCAAUUAAAUAUCCGCUUUUGUGGAUGUCCUGUUAUUUCUUUACGCCCUUUCAUGUCAAUAUUAGAGGAUAAGUAUUCCGCUAUCAAAAUUACUUAGAAUAAAUUUUGGGGGGAAGAUCUGUGCGUGUACAUUAGUUGUUUAGGACAAAGUUCAGCUUAUAAAUCCCUCUAGGGCAUGAAAUAACAUACGAGACAGCUGUUAUGUCUGGCUCAGAAACAAAGAGUUUAGCUCGCCUUUAGCCGAUCCCUCCUAGGGAAUUUAACCUUUUUAUUGCGUUCAGAAGCGUGUGAAAUACCCGUUUCCAUCCAAAAGUUCACGUUGCAUAAUAUGGAUUGACAUUCACACGCAAGGAACUCCAUGUCGAGAAACUUAUAAUCGAUCAUUCAGAAGUAGAACCACGUUGUAAAGUUUAAGUUUGCCCACCCCUCCCCCAAAUGUGUGCAUGAGUUACAGAAAGCUUGUAGCUUCACCACAAAAGUGACAAACACUCUGUCAUCACUAUGGUUAUUGAUUGUAGUUUUAAUGCCGUUAUUUCAAAAGUACUUCCGAUUUCACUAAUCACCCUUCUUCGUUUGCAUGCUAUGUCACCUUGCCUGUAUGUUUGUGUCUGCAAGAAGUUCGAUUUACGGGCGGUAAACCUCCGAUGUCACGAAUCUAUUUGUGAAUUCUUUGGUGCGUUUCGGUUCUGUAAAUCGCGAGAAAUUUGUUGUUCUGAUUUCUCUCGAUUGGAUGUUCUAAGAAGAUGCCUACCUUUUCAGAUCUUCAGAUAAUUUUUUUUCUCUAAAAAAAUGCGGCACCCUUUCCUUGAUCUGCGUUGAACCUGGCCGAUCAACGGACACUUCACGCAAAGAAAUUUGGACAUCAUUUGUCGUCUUAGAGAUUAAUUGCCAAAAGACUUCCUUCCACUUAAAAUCUUUUCAUCCACCGCCUGCUCCUAGGCUUUGUGACCCAAAGAAAAAGAAAAAGGAAAAAAAAAUUGCCCCCUCGGGAAAUGAUAGCCUUUACGUAGAGUACCGCGUUCUCUAUUGACGUUUCUUAUCCGCCAUUUUGAUUUGUAGCAAAUAGAGUUUUGCUACGAGACUGAAUUGUAACAUUUGAGUGCAAAAUUGUUACAGAAGAAUAUCGUUGCGGUUUCUUUACGGAUAGACGUGGUUAAAAUGCUAUUUUAAAGUUAUGAUCUCUCGAUGGUUACAUGUGAAUGGGUCAUUUUCAGAAAAGGUUUACUGAUCAUUUCAUUUGUUAAUGAUAUAGUCGGCGAUAUCUAUCGAAUUCAGCUCUCUUUUGAAGAAUCUACAUCCGUUUCGGUAAAGGUAAUCUGAAUUCAUCCUCACGAAAGCUGUACAGACAGAAUUAAUCCCUACGCGGAAUAAAGCUGACUUUUGGAUCGAAGAGUGAUGCAUUUUGCGCAGUUUUUAACCUAUAUUGCGUCAUGCAAAAACAUUGACUUUUUGAAGAGAGAGGGAAAGAAGUACUCUAAAAUUUGUUUUACUGUGGUAUACCACUCUCAAAACUAAAUGUCCCAUAAAAAGUUUGGAAAAAACUUAUGCUUCAUGCAAUCAUGCAUGUUGUUUUAUUGUAUCGAAUGUAAAAUUGUUUUUACCGAUCAUUCGAGAACAUUCGUGGCCUCGCUAUAAGCCUCCUUAUUUCUGACAUAAGCUAGGCUAGAAAUUGCCCAGUUUUCAGAUCUGGAUUUUUUUUUCAAAAUUUAAAGAUUUUUGCAGCCAUGAAAAGUAGUAAAUUCAAUCAUUUUAAGAUCUGAUUUCUGUCACUGGAAAAGUCUUUAGAUGCCGAGAGCUUUUGUAAAAUGUGCCUUCACUCUUAAGAAGUCAAUCUUCUCUGAAUUUGUGUUCACAACUGGUGUUGUGGCGACAAAAGAAUAAUGGCACUUUGCCAUGCCCUGCGCGUGCGUACAAGAUUUAGGACGAGUUUACAAGAGGCUUUGUAAGUCAUACUAGUGCGGAAGAAAGACAGCUUUUUUUGCAGAAAUAAAUACAUUUAAGUACAAAGAGAUCCUAAGCAAUAAUACUUCAAAACUGAGAAAGCUAUGGGAAUAUCCUGAGAAAGACAAGCUUUGCGCCCUUCAAAUACGGAUUAUAACUACUGAAUACUACUUCUCUGGAGUUUUAGACUUUUAAAUCUCUUUCACCGGUAAGAUGUCUGAUAAUUUAAACAUGUCACUUUUUUCUUUGCAUUUGGCAAGAAAUCCACGCAUUGCUUUCAAAGCCGCAUGAUAUCAAAGAACUUUUCCUUGAAAACGUUUGUUAUAUCAGUGGUGAGCUUGGUCUUGUUUGCGAAAAGAUUGUAAGUCGAGGAAAUCAUUGGCUAGCUGUUAUAACUCGGCAAGGAAAGUCAGGUUGCUCAGGAAACUUUAAAUGGGUUUACAGAAAAUCCGUGCAAUACUCUAGCAAAUUUUUCUCUUCAGCAAUAAUCUAAUUUUUUUCGUUUAUUAAAAUUUAAAUUCUUUUUUGACCUGCAUCGAGGUAAACGCGGUGUUGUGAUUAAAGCUUAAAUCACUUUACUUAGCGUAAAAUUUGUUAGCUUUUUCAAGAGAGCGCACAAACACCAAUUGAAUUGAAAAUGAUGUGACAAGGGCUUAGUAACGCCCCUGAAUUUUCUCUGAGAAAGCUUUGGCCUUCGAUGAUCGCUGUUAUUCGCUGCUACCAGAAAAGGAAUCAAUUUUAAGAAUCUUAAGUAAAUUAGCGAGUUGAUAUGUGAAGGUGUUAUAUGUUGCAAAUUAGCUCGAUGUAUGUCCAAGAUUUCAAGAGUGUUGUUCGCGAGACGAAACAGACAAAGUCCAACAUCACGGCUCAGAACAGACACUGCGUUUCUCGCAUUUUAAAACUGUCUUAUUCUUGUGUUCUGGUGUUUUAGGCUGUUAGAUGACCCGUAGCAAAGUACGUUAGAAUAAUUCGGUAGUUCUAAUUCGAAAUUAUUUUGAUUGAGAUGUGGUCUUUUCGAGGUAAAUCUUGAGCUUAACUCAUCGCGUUAGAAAUUAUCGGAUUAAAAAGUAAAUCUUCAGUAAGUCUUCCGUUAUUGUUGCAUGUAACAUAUACUGGCACGAAAGGUUAUCAUUAGAGUGAUUUUUAUUGGCAAUAUCACUGCUAUAGCAUGUCGCUUAGCAAUUUUUUUCAUGAGAUUCUGGACAGUUGACUAAUCCCACACGACACUGAUUUUUGCAAUUCUUUUCAAAGUAAUCCAAUGGAUAUCCGAAACAAAAUUAGCCACCACGAUUCCGAAGAGCAGCGAACAAUAGCAAAUGUGUCUGUUUUGUUUUAUAAAUACAAUGUUGCAAUUCGCUCCGAAAUAAUUUUUUUAACACUUGCUGUAUGCUCUCGAGAAAGUCCUUGAAUUCAUUAAAACAUGAAGAAUAGAUCUUAAGCAGUCAAGCACUGGAUAAUUUUCCGUUAAAGAUGCAAGAGACGUGUACUUUUUUUACGCACCAUUGUACAUUGAGACCUCAGUCCCAGCGCAACGAUAAUUUUUACUGGUUUUCUCUAAAACAGUAUUUUACAUCAAUUUACUCUGGAUUUAAUCUUCAGUCAUUUAUUACUCUGUGGCCAUUUUUGCUUAAAAAAUUUACGGAUUAGUGACUGAGGUCACCAUCAGUUUGCCUUUGAUUCCAUUUGCUGUAAAAAAAACACGAAAAGACCCUAGAUUCAUUUCUAUCUUUUAGGGAUCUCGAGUGUUUAAUCUUUCAAUAGCUAGGGCACUAAUCAAAAGCCGCCACAACUUCAAAACGAUCAAACCUUUUUCCGAUCUUCGGCAUAUCUUUUUAUGCAUAUUGCAGCAUUUGUGAGCAGCGAUUGAGUAGGAUUUUCCAUGGGAAAAUCGUUAAAUGGUUCGAUCAGCUCAAGCCUUUGUGAUUUAGGCAAUUUCGGAAUGAAUUUCAUGCAGGUCAGGCAGGAAAAACUUUAGGUCGUAAUUAAUGAGAUAUCUUACACAACGCACGUUUAGCGAGUAUUUUUUGAAACUGUGGUAUAUUUCAAAUACAAUUAUCUCUGGCUACCGAGUAAUCUUACAGUAUUAUCGAGGAAAACCAGACUGUUCUGGUUUUCAUAUUUCAGCGAUUCUCUUACCCUGAAGUAGACAAAAAAAAUUAUUAAAUAACAGUAGAGCCAGAAAGACCCUUGCCCUUUUUUCUUCCUUCUGUUGAGUAAAAUCUAAAGUUCUGACUUGUGAUAAAGGCAAAAUAGGAGUUGUCUUUCUCUGUUUAAGAAAACAAAGAUUGAAUCACGUAAAAUUAUUAAAAAGAAUUCUUUUGAAUCUACUUGAGAGGGUAAACCACUUUCGCCAUAAACACAAUCCUUAGUAAACAUUUCAUAGAAUAUAAUUACUAGAUAUUCCCUCUUUCCUUCAGUUCAUUUAAACCCUUCACAUCCUAAUAUCAGUGUGUAAGUUCUCCACACUGUUCUGUAUACAUUUUCUAUGGUACUUGCGGGGAGAAUUUGUCUAACAAUCAAAAGCUUCUUGAGUUUACGAUCGAUUCUUUUAUUCUCGUAACCUUAAUGUUUGAUUCAGGGGCUGAUACUGUUGGGAGAAGCUAGAUUUGUAUCAGUCGUAGCGGUUAAAGAGUUAGUAAUCACCAAUUAUUGAAAUUCCAAUUCCACCUGGAAUCAGUAGAAACCUCUUGUACUUGAUUCUUAUCAGCAAGUUAUAGUUUUACUUCAAGUGCUUUGUGAUAAUCCAGUGUGAAGUACGUUGACUUGGUCUAACGAAGAUUCUAAGGAAGCGUAACUCUGUUCAGUGCGCUCAAAAACAAUAUGACAUUAAAGGACUAUUCAUAGGCUGUUUAACAGCCAUCUGAUACUUUGUAACUAUCUGUCGACGAAAUUGUGUAACGACACGUAACAGAUGAAAAAAGUUUAAGUUAAGUGCGUGGGAAAGGCGGUCUGUUGUAACUUUUUGCGUGAGCAGAGGAAAGCAAGAAAAUCAACUUAAUACUGGUUUAAUAAUUGCUGCUUGGGAGGAACUGAAAUGCUCUCCGGCAGUAAAUGAACAUGCUGAAAUUUUUAAAUGUAUAUCACUAGAGGAUAAAAAAAAGAUGGAAAGAAAUACAAAGAGUUGGUGUAUUCUCGCUUUUACACUUUCUUGCAAGAAUCUGCGGCUUAUCUUCUGAAGGGCUUGGCCUUGACAUCAAGAACCCCUCUUUCUACCCUCGGUAUUGACCAUUCCUGUUUUAUGCCUGUCAGCUGCUACUCAAAGUAAAGUAGGGGAUUUACAUUUUAGAGAUAUUUGCACGUUCUAUUGCGCAGAUGCAAUUAUUCGGGUGGAGAGGGGGGUGAAGAAUCGAUGCUACCCCUUACUCUCCCCCCUGGCGGGAGGGAGGCAUGUUUCGCCCAACAGGGUGUAGACCUGGAGUUUUGAUUCCUCAUGCCCGGGAGAUAAAAUUCAUUGUUGAACGUCGUAAACAGGGUGUCUCUACUGACAGUGUCUUACUUUAAAACUUAAUACGAUCGCUCUUUCACUAUCAGAAUUAAGGAGCGAUCAAAAUGGAAUUUCUGUGUUCAAUAUCGUUGCAUUUAAAAGAGAGAUGAUGAAAGGGAAAAAAAAUCAACCAUGGGAUAUUGAUGAUUGACAGCAAAUUCUCAAAGCUAAAAUUAUAAGAAAAUGUAUGGCGGAAACCAAGGAGAAUUUAUGUUAUGAUCAUGGCAAUGAAAGUGUUGGCUUUAUGUGCGUGAUAGGCCACUGGCCACAUUUUAUAGCGAUAAUUUAUCCUGUACAGCACAUGCGUAUGAAAGGAGUUUGUCUCAAGUAUGGAGAAGGUUUAAACACGUCGAUGGUACUCCUCUAUGCUUAAGUUCCCUCAGUGCUCCUCUCAACUGUGCUCCGUGAAACGUUAGAGGUUCUAUAAAAGAGUCGAUGAAAACUGCGCUCGCAGUGAAGAGGGUUAUGAUAAAUAUUAACGAAUAUUGCAAACAAAACACACGCUUCAUGUGAGCUCUUCCUAUUCCACAGAUUUAAUUAAAUUUAAUUUCCCCUUUUUAAAUUAGCUUAACAGGAUUGAUCAAUGGAACUUAAAUCUGCACCUAGUGUUACGAUUUUGAAAACGAGGGUACAUAUGUCCUAUCAACAUCAGCACUUAAGUAUUAUCGACGAAGGUUGGCAUUCAAUACUCGAGAUAUGUCAUGUAACAGUAUACAUACAAUUGACAGAGCCAGUGUUGAACUCGGCCGUGAAAUUGACCAACGAACUGAGACUGCCGUUUCAUGAAAUCGUCGAAAGCGAUCUGGCAAAUGGGCGAGUCGUAAAGUUCCACUGCCAGCUUCGCUUGGCUUGAAGUCAUUUCUGACAGAGCUUUUACACUCACUGCGAUUAUGAGGCAUGAUGGUCAGCUGACCAGGACCUUCAUCAUUACGUAAAUGGCUUGCGAACUUUAAACUUUAAUCGCUUUCGUGGCGAAAGAACUGAAGUGUUUCAAAUCGCCGAAAAAUGUUUACAAAAAGGCUUACUAGGCUCACGCAAUUUUCGACCACGAAUAUGGCCUGGAGAAAAACUGAUUAGGUAGAAAUUUUAUUGAAGUAAACCAAUGGAAAUAAAUCUCAUAAAAUAUUAAAGAUCUCAAAGGCCUGUGGCAUACGAAAAUCGAAUGGUAAGUCUGUGGUUCAUUGUAAAGGUGGGGCCCUUAACAAAACAUACCGACCGUCGCAUGUGCUCUCUACGUCACGCAGUCUAUCAGCAAUGACCCAUGCAUACGCUGCUACAAACGACUUUGAUAAAUUGCCUUCACGAUAGGCUGAACCGAAAGGCUUCCCUUUAAUAAAAUAAAGAAAACAAAAACAGACUUGUGCAUUGAACCUAAACAAACAGGCACUUGUGGACGAAAAUAGCAACAGCACACUUGAAUGAUAAAUUUUCAUGCAAUGGGAAAAUUCGCGGUUAGAAGAACAUUCUGCGGCAAAAUCGUAAACAAGAGUACGUAAAUCACUGAACCAACCACAGUGUCGCCUGGAAACGCACACCUCGUUUCCACCCAACCGUUAAAAAAAUUGAAUAAAUUGGUUGCUCUUUAUAAGCAAGAGUUUGCACUCUUCUUCACUCCAGUCGUUAUAGAUGUUUAAACCGGGCCAGAACAUUGAGCGAUAAUACUUCAGUGAAUAUGCAAUGUCCAAAUUUUUUCAGAGCGCUUUAUAUGGACGUAAUUCUCCUCCGCAAGCAACCUGAAGCAAUCCGCGCGCGUCUCUGUUGCAUGGUUGUAUUCCUCGCGCGUCUAACGCAUACACGUAAAUGAUUUCAGCCAUAGGAACGCCCCCAACUUUUCCUUCAAUCAGAAAAAUACAUUUUCUUUCCCCAAAAGACUUGGAUUUCCACCCAGUUUGGAUUUUAGAUUUGGACAUUUCUUAAGGUAGGUAUGGCUGUCAAAGGAACUAAAGUAAGUGAAUAACAGGCAUGGAAAGAAUGAAAAAUUCAUGAUUUGUUAUCGUUUACCGUGGAAGGGGGCGGGGGAGGGGAGGAGAGGGAAAGUCGAAUGGGCCGCUUUUACAGAGUCGACAAAAUCUACAAAAGGUUCAUCUCCAAGAAAGAAAAACGGAAAUCGAGAAGGAAAUCCGAAAACGAGAAGAGGAGGAAAAGAACUGAAGAUAUCUGAGCCAAGGAACUCCCUCUGCACUUUAACUGCAGCGUAAGGUUAUGACUUAUACACUUAACAUUCUUUUCAAGUAUAAGUACAGAAGUGAUUGUUAUAACAGAAGGAGAUCGUUUUGUGUGUUCUAAGAUCAUGUUCCCAUGGAAUGGUCAACAUUCAUGAUCAAGUUGCGUUUUGCUCGCUGAACUCAGUCACGCGUGUUAUUUUACAAACGUGCAUGGUCAGGUCUCAUUACAAAUUCAUAAUUCUUAUUCGGAUACGUGCUCGCUAAAAAUCAGCUGUUGCAACAUUGCUUAGUUGCGGAUAAAUCCUUUAUAGUUCAAAUAAAGGGCCCUGAUUGAUCCAACUGAAAAUUUCUGAUCGGGGGGUUUAACGCUUUGAUAAAGAGUUUAGAUGAACUCGGCGGGCGGGGAACUAAAGUAACGAGAUGUUUUGCUCCUCUCCACUUGAAAUAUGAGAGCCGAUAUUAUCCAAACGCAAAUUGUGACACUUCCAUGACGGAAAAUGUACCAAAAAGAGAUAUACAGUUGAUUUAUUAACGUUUGUUUUUCACUUACGCUUUUAAAGUAUUUCACCGCGAUGUUUUCUUGCGAGCCAAUCUAUUCCUCGAGAUCUAUUCAACAUUCAAAUAUAACAUACAUGCUAAAGAAUUCCAAAAAUAAAAAUUAAGAGCGUGAUUUUUAUGGUCGAUGGAACAGGAUGAAGAAGCGAAAAAGUAAGGUAAAUUUCCACUAAAGAAAAGUGUUUUGUUCUCGCAAUUCAUGGUAUUUGUAUCGGCCAGAUGGAGAGAUACAGAUGUCAGUUGCACACGUGUAUUUACGCUGUUAUUUUGCAGCGGCCGAAGUGUUAACUCGAUAUAUCGUGAGCUUCUAUAGGCCUGUCUAGUACUGUUAUGUAACAUUUGACUGUUGUCUCUUCCGUCCGUCAAUCAAGCUAUUGUAGUUAGGAACUACGCAUGCUCUGUUGGCUCGUCUUCUCAAAUGACAUAAUCGUAUGUCAAAGGUUUAAGUUCAAUACUUUCCUUUCUGUGCACUUUCAACGAAAGUCGAGGAACAUUUCUUUCGUCUGACUGAGUUUUCUGUUCUUGAAUACUCGAUUUCACCAUCAAGAGAGCGUUCAAGAGGCCGAAAUAGACAUGGAAGAGGUGAGAGGGCCGCGUAAACUGCGGAAACGGUCACGAAGCGAAAGUUCCGAUGAUUCGACCUCCUCAAGUUCGGAAAGAUCUAAGCUAAAGAAAACAACGAAUGGAUUUUGCAAUAAUAAGUCCAGCAAAUUGGCCGACGAUCAAGCAGUUUAUGGGCGAAGAAUACCUUAUUUCGGCGAAAAUUCAAUCAAUGAUAUCUUAAAGGUUGUGUCUCUUCAGUCAUUCUCCAAUCCUCGGCUGUCGUUGUUGAAUGAUGGUGAAAGAGACGUACAAAAGCUGUCGAGUAGGGCAGAGUCGGACUGUCUGUCUGAUUCGUCAAGUGAAGAAUUAUCCCGCAAAGAGAGGUCAGAUUCGUUCAGCGAAGAAACAGGAGCAUCAAGCGAACAUUCGAAUCUUGGGUUGCCUUCGAACAAAUCCCGCGGCAGACGAAACGAUUUCAAGAAUGGUAGUAGUGGGAUUACAGAGGCAAUUGGAAAAGAUCAAAGAUAUUGGGAGAAACGGCAGCGAAAUAACGCUUCCGCGAAGCGUUCGCGAGAUGCAAGACGCGUGCGAGAACUUGAGACUCAAAUUAGAGCCGAAUACCUCGAAGAUGAAAACUAUCGGCUGAAAGUUGAAAAUGAAGUUUUACGAGAGGAGAACGCGCGACUACUCAAAACCAUCGAGAGGCUAAAACAACAUAGCUCCAACAAGGACUAAAUCGAAUGAUCUAGCUUGUGUAAUACUGUAUUUUAUUUUGCGUGAAUAACUCCGAGGGACAGAUUCCAUGAAUUGACUUCAUCAAAUUUAAAUUGUAUCCUUUUAUUUCACCACUGUAUAGAUUUAUUACCUCGUGAGCGCAAAGAGGUUUUCCACUAUCCAUAUGUUCAGGUUUGCUUAGGAGUGACGCAACCUACUCGUCUGCCUUUCCCGCCGUAGUGAAUUUCAUAUUUUCCAUCGCAAUGAUAGGCGGUGUAUUCUUGAUAGAAUAUUCAUGCUUACGAAAUAGUGAACUCGAUUUAAUAGCCCCAAAAGGUGGCAUUUCAUAUUCGUUUAGCUUUAUUUUCUGAGAUAUCUCAAGGUAUCGAGAUUUUUUCGUGACAAAAGAAGUGAUGCAAAUUUUUGUUCAUUUGGAUACAAACUAAGACCUCUACGGAUACGUCGCGUGAUAAACAGAAUAAGGUAUCUCGAAUCUCUGUCGUGAAAACCGCGAAGCAAAGAUUGGAAUUUGCUCCUAGAAGCUGCUAUUUGAUACAAAGAUAUUCUUUUGACAUAGUGGCGGUUUGAAUUAGUUCUAACUCAGACGACUAUCACGUGCCUAAGAAGGCUUUGAGCUGGAAGAACAAAUGUGAAAGUGUUUACGCACGAGAUCGGCAGUAUGUACAACUCGUCUAAACAUGUAUUUCGUCGAAGGCAGUGAUGAAAGGGAAGUUCUUAUUGGAAGAACUGUAAUCUUUUUCUAAAUGGCUUCGGAAAAGUCUUGAAGAAAGAAGGUUUCCUGUCGAUUGAAACAACUGGCACGUGAAAUCUGAGCUUAUAGAUUAUGCAGACAUUUUGUUAUUUCGGGUUUAGAAACCAGUCGCCAUGUAUAUUUAUGUGUCUUAAAAUAUAAGUGGUGUAACCUACUAGGGCCAAUGAAAUCAUUAGAAAUGAUUUUCAAUUGCGAUCAGAAGAAUUUGUUAAGACUAUACUCAGAAACUUUUCAGUGCUGUAGAAUUUAAGACCUGUAAAUUUUGAAAAAAUGUAUGUGAUAGAGACCUCACAGUUGCCCCCGUGUAAAACGGAAUGUAUAAAAAUAACUUGUUGUGGCUGAAUGUACCCUUUGUAUUUGUUGAAGUGGUUUAUUAACAAGAUUGAAACGUUGAAAAUAGUGAAACAAAGAUUCAAGUGAAACUCCAGGAUGUGAAAAUUUCAAAAUAUAGCGUGCUGCCUACUGUUGAAUGUUAAUUAACUUCGUCUGUCCUGAUAUGAAUGUUUCUGUAGUCAAUCAAUCUGCAAUAGGCUUACUGAACCCUGCAUUAACAUAUUUUGUUCCAGAUUAACAAUCAUGCAGAGCUGGUUUGUGUUAGAGGGACAAACCUUAAAAAAAAAAAAAAAAAAAACAGCAUUUACACAAUAUGCUAUUUGUCAUAGAUGUGACAAAUUUUAUCAACUUCUCAACCACUAUAUGGUGGCACUGAUAUGAAAGAAUAUUAUUAUCAGUAUUAAAUAUUCUUUCCUGUUUAAAAAAUAAAAACUGACUUCACUGACUCAAUCUAUACAGUUAAGAAUCAAACAAGCUUGAAGUGUUAAAAGACCUACAGGCAACCUAGAUACUCAAGUAACUGUAAAAAGGGAUCUGCUUUCCUGUUUACUAUUAAAAGUAUAUUGCUAGAUAAGCCUUGCUUGUGCUGUGGCAUUUUAGUUAAAAUGGAUAUGACUACAUGAGUUUUAUUGAUAACAGUCUAUAACAAUCUAUGAUUACUGGGGCAUGUUUGGGCCAUGCUCUUUGAAACUUUUUUUUUUUUUUAACACAAGUAAUUUGCUAAAAAUACUUAAAACUCCUUUGACCGCAGUUCUAUGAACACUUUGUAACAACAUGUAUUUAAUAAUUGUAUUUCACUUUUCAUAUUAACAACACUGUAGCCAGUUACUGCUUAACAUAGUAGUUAGGACAGCUCCAAUAGCUGUGGUUCAUGAAACUUAUUUCUCAAAAGAAUACUGGACAAUUGUUGAAAUAAAAGACAAACAGCACUUCAAGUGUUUUCCUCUUUUGUUAGGGAUAGUGUUUAUUUGGUUAAAUCUCCUACGGAGCAUUGACCCGGAUAUAAAUUCAAAAGGAUCUGAAUGUCAUUUACAUUGUGACAAGAGAAAGGAGAUCCAGUAUCUUGGUCUUUUGACAAGCUCUGAAUUUAAAAGAAAGAGCAGUUAAUCUAUUUACCUGAUUUAUUUCCUGACUCUCUUAUUUUUCUUUUUUUUGGCUAAAAAAAAAAAGUGCAUCUCAAGUUUUUUCAUCAUCUGCACACUUAGCUGAAAGUAUUUGGGAAGUUGUGAAGAUGAAGUCAGCCGUCUGCUGGUGGUAAUUUUAACUUGCAGAAUGUUUCACCCAAAUACAUCUGCCAUCAUUUACAGCUUAAGAGCAGUUGUUGCCUCACCAGGCAAUUACACAGCUUGAGAUGACUGUUAACCUAGGUUUCAGCAUAACCUUUCAACUUUUGUCUGAAAAUAACUAACAAAGACUCUCAAUUCCAGAGUGUCAUUUGAUAAUUAAUUAAAGGAUUUGCUGACAUUAGAUCGUCCACAAUUAUUAGUCUUUGUUUCCUAUCAUGAUUGCAUUGUAGGGGGGAUUUUUCUUUUUGUAGUCGUGGAAUUGCCUUAAGGUGUAUCAGUGUAUCAAAGGUUACUCAAGGAAGAUUAGAGAAUUGUGAAACCUGUCAAGAUAAUGAAUGCAUUUAAAUGGCAGAGUUGUUGCCAUUCUUUUAACAAAGUCUAAAUUGAGCCUGGUUACUCUUAGGAUAUUUAUAUAUAUGUAUAUAUAUAUACAUAGUAAUUCUAUCAAGGAAUCGAGUAAAUUUAACCCAGUAACCCCUAAGAGUGUCCAGUAUCUAAUUUCUCCUUACAAUAUCACCCUUGAAUCAAACAUUUAGGUCAUGAAAAUAGAGGAAAUGAUCACCAACUGAAGAAGCUCUUGAUUGUUGAUCAAAUUCUCCUUGUCAAAACCUUAAGAAAUGUCUAAGGAGUAUUAUGGAGAGUAUGUAUACUGAUGUUAGAGAAUAAAAGGUUAAUUGUAUGAAAGAACUGUUGAAUCUCAAGUUACUUCCCUUGUUCUCUGUUGGCUCCAGUGAAAUCUAACCCCCUUUUAUUAAUAGUUCACGUAUCUAUUUCUACAGGAAGUGGGCGGUGUAUGCAGCAGAACAUUCGAGUGCCCUACCGGUGAUUCUGGAAGUAAUCCAGUCUGCGGCAGUGACAGAAGGACAUACAGCAGUCGUUGCACUCUUCAGCUUGCAAAGUGCAAUGGGCACAGAGUCAGAAUGGCUUAUAAGGGAAGCUGUAAAGGUGAGAAUGAUUUGGUCUUAAACACACUGCCUUAUCUUUUUGCAGAAUUUGGGUCUUAACCAAAUCAAGAAAGAAUUCCUCCUUAAUUUAUCUGUACAAUAUACAAGUGAUGAGAACGAAAAAAGUAUCAAUCAUCAGAUUACUAAUUGAUCUGUUACCAAAUUCUCCAAACUGAUAUAACGAGAACUGUGGGCAGACAGUAAGGAGAAUUACCAAUGAGACCUUGGGAGAUAGAGGGUUAAGUGUUUCAUGAACAUCAUAACUAACUUUCAACUCACUAAUGGUUUGAAUGAAAUAAAUUCUCUCAUGUUAACAUGCAUUGAAGUUUAAAUUGCAAUUUCAUUGCAGGUACAAGACCAUCAGUGCCACAACGCUCCCACAACCUUGUAAUGACCACUACAACCAAGUGUCUGCGUGAGAGACAGGAAGCACUAUCAAAUGCAAGAGCAAAAGAUCUCAUCAUGCUUGGUGUCUUUGUCCCUAAAUGUGAGGCUGAUGGCAGCUUUAGUCGAGUGCAGUGCUUAAACUCAUCAGGUUAUUGUUGGUGUGUAGACCGCGAGGGUAAAGAAAUGUCAGGAACCAAAGUGCGCCAGCGUACACCACAUUGUCCCACAAUAAGAGCACACAGUAAGGGUUUCGUUGAAAAUUUUAAACUACAGUUAAGAGAAACACCAGGACCACUUAUCCCUUUACACCCUAACAUCAGGAUUAAUAUUCUCUAAACUGUUCUCUGUAGAUUUCCUGUGAUACUGACAAGGAGAAUUUGGCUAACGACUGUAACCUCUUAGGUGGGUGAACCAUGCCUGAACAGUUCCAUGUUGUCUAACAAAAAAACAUGGCAUUCAUGACAACCCAUCCAUCUACCAUUUCUCUAUUUGACACCCCUGUAAGUUCCUCUUCACCCAUUCACUCCAAAGAGUGACCAGUAUCUCAUUUCUCCUUACAAUGUUACCCCUGAGUCAAACAUUAAGGUCAUGAGAAUAACAGAAAUGAUCACCGACUAAAGGAGUUCUUGAUUGUUAAACAAAUUCUCCUUGAGAAAGAUGUUUUUUGUCUUGUCACAAGCAUGGGACAAAGAAAAAAUUCUGAUUCCCCAGGAAGAAUUGAACCUUAGACCUGCAGAUUCUACCCUCCCAUGCUCUGCCACUAAGCCACAGAGACUCUAUGGUGAGCGAGGUCUAUUAUGAAGUUCAUAUGACAGGCGUCCUGCAUACUGUUAGGAUUAGCAAUGUCAAUAGUGGCAUGUUUGUACAUUGAAUAAGAGAGAUGGAAAGUUCUCCUUCUCAGCACCUUAGGCAAUUUAUGGAGAACAGUGUGGAGAAAUGUAUUCUGAUGUUAGGGUGUCAAGGAUUAAAAUUAAAAGUAUUGUUAAGAAAAGCAGAAGUUAGAUGUGAUUGUGUAGGACAAGUGUGAGUGACUCUUAACCCUUUGAAUCAGCAGAGUGACCAAAGCAGAAUUUCUUCUUACAGUAUCAAUACAUUAACAAGCAGACAAGUGAUGAGGAUAAAGAAAAAUAUCAAUUAGGGGAUUACUAGUUGAUCCAAUACCAAGUUCUCCAGACUUGCAUCAUGAGAAUUGUAUGUUAUAGACAGGGAGGAGAAUUACUGAUGAGAUCUUGGGAGUGAAAGGGUGAAUUCAGACCAUGACCAAGAUCUUUUUUAUGUCCCAUUUUUCUAGGUCAGCCAUCAGAGAAACCAUCAGGAAAAGGCUGGAAGUCAGUAAAACCUUGCAUUAAUUGUAAAGGUGAGGUAUUAAAUAGCUGCUGACGAUAAUCUUAAAGAUUCAAUAAAAUGUGUUGUUAGGAAAUAAAUUCAGGAAGUCAUUGAAUCUACUGAAAUCACAACCACAUAUACUUACAAAAGAUUCAUUUUGACUUGUUCCAGGUUGUCCAAGAGAUGCACGCACUAAUUUUAAUGAUAAGCUUGUGAAAUUCUUAUCGAAGCAAUUCAUGGAAUAUGUUAAAAAAUCUGCAUCCAGCUCAGGACAAGUUCAAGGUAAUAAAGGAAUGACUUUGCUUUGUUUAAGAGUUUUUGCUCAUGCCACAUAACUGUGACACUUUCAAUAAAAAAUUUACAAAAGUGGUUAAGAAACCAUUGCCUUUUAACCCCUGGAAAAAUUGUGCACCAGAGGGUUGGUCCUAGGCCUUGGCUGUAACUGUUAAGGUUUAUUCUUAGGAAUAAACCUCAAUUUAUUUAUUGUGCACCUUGUUCUACCAAGGAGGGUAAAACAAAGACUGUGAAUCUUGAUAUUCACUGCAUCCUGACUGUCUGAUCAAGGAGGAGAAUUAAUUAUCAUCUGUGUAAAUGGCCUAAAAAUGGAGAAAAAAAUGCCCCAUUAAUUGAAGGGCUGGACUUGAGAGUCAAGAGGUCUAGGUUUGAAAACUGGCCAGGUCUAAGUGUUGUUUUUUUGGGUAAGAUGUGUAACUCUCAUGGUUCGCUUUUUCAAAGGGCUAAUACUUGAAAAGUCAGCUUUGAACUCAUUACGGAAGCCAGUUUAUGUUAUCAACUCAGUUGAUAAUACUUAAUAACCCUGUUAUACUCCCCUACUGACACAUCACCGCAGUCUCUUUUGAAACUUACCCCCUUAACUCUCAUGGUUCCUCUCUCUGCUCAGUAUAAAUGGAUACCAGUAAAUUGUCGUGGAAGCCUUACAUAAUGCUGGGGACAUGGUAACCUUGCAUUGGAUUGGCAUCCUAUCUAAGGGGGAAGUAAAGAAAACCAUUGUUGCUUCAUGCAGAUGAAACUGGGAAAGGUUCUAGCUGGGUGGGUCACUCACAUAGAGACUUGACCAUUGCUUUCUAGUGUAAAUGACAUUCCAUUUUAAACCACACAGCAGAAACUAUGGGAGAUCCCUAAGUGGACAUAUUUUCAAUUUUACUGUACAAUCUUUUGUAGGUCAGUCAAGCAGCAUGGGUAAAGUCCAUCUUCUACUCUGGAAGUUCACACAUCUUGACACCAAUGCUGAUUACAUGUUGGAAAUGAAGGAACUCCAUGCUUUCCUCAAGAUUACAAAAAAAACCAUUCACCCUAAAAAGUGCAGCCGCACUUUCAUGGCUUACUGUGACAGGGAAAGAGACCAUAAAAUUUCACUCAAUGAGUGGUACUUUUGCUUUGGAGUGAAAGGUGAGGUAGACAUUCAUCAGGAGAAAAGAAAAAUGAAACUUAAAUGUAAAGGUGUGGCUAAGUUGUUUCUGUAGAAUAAUUGUUGAUCAAGAAAUGAAAUUUCAAGUAAGGCAGCCCAAAGAUAGCCUUUGAUUUUCCACCAACAAGUGUUAGUGCGUAACCUUAGAAGUGCCUAUUAAGCUUUUUUGCUGAGCAAUCACUGGUCAAAAAUCAAGCCAGGGAUUGCCACUUUUUCAUCUGGCAACUUUUGCAGACAAGAGACAACCUCGAGACCCCUCUUAUUGUCAAAAAGAUUGAUACUGUAUUAAUAUUGAAGUAAUGAUUGGAAAUAAUCUAGAAUACCUCACCCAGCCCAUGCCUCAGAACAUUAGAACCUAGUCACACCCAUGACAAUUGACAUAACUUACAUCUUCUUGAUCAACAGAAAUUAAGAAGUGCAGUGGUGAAUAUCUCGCAGCGCUGAAAGCAAGUAGGCAUUCUUCCAGUGAAAACCAACCAUACUUGCCUCGUUGUGCCACUGAUGGUUCAUUUACUCCAACCCAAUGCCAUUACUCCAUUGGUUACUGUUGGUGUGUUGAUAUCGACACUGGCAAACCAAUUCCAAAUACGACAACGAAAGCUACAUCUUUGGACUGCCGGAAGUACCGUAAGUUAUUUAAACCAAAGAGUGACCAGUAUUUAAUUUCUCCCAACAGUAAUACUGCUAAAUCAUUCAUGGGAAUAGGACUAAAAGAAUUGAUCAUCAACCUUAAAGAAGCUUUGAUUGAUAAAAAAAUUCUCCCUGUCAGUACCAAAGGAAAUGUAUAAAGUAGAGUAUUGAGAAAAUGGAUGUGGAUGUGGAUGCAAGGGUAUAAGGGGAUAAAAAUGUAGCUCUCAUUUUCUUAAAUUCAUGAAAAGUUGCAGAUCUGCAACAUUGAUGUGGUGGAUUAGGAAAAUGACAAUUUUAAGCUUGAUUGUCAAGCAGCAAGAGAAGCUCAACUUUUGUUAAUGAGAAAUUUUUUUCUUUUCAGUGUCAAAACAGAAUGCAACUGGCUUAGCAAAGAAAGGUGAGCUCCUACAUAGUUCUAAAGAACUGUUCUUCACCUGCUACCUCUCAUACAUUAGGAGUGAUUCUCUUCCUUCCAGAUCAGCAAUGUUGAUCACACACCAGCUCUCAUCUGCUCAACUUUUCUUAAGGCUAAUGAAAUAUCCCAUAGAACUGCAGCCUGAUACAUUUGUUUGAUACGUUUACCCAUUAACUUGCAUGAGUAACCAAAACAUAAUUUAUCCUUAUCGUAUCAAUACAAUAUCAAGCAGAUUACUGAUGAGAAUGAAGAAAAAUAUCAAUUAGGGGAUCACUAAUUGAUCCUAUACCAAAUUCUCCAAACUAGCAUCAUAAGAAUUGUAUGGCAGACAGUAAGGAGAAUUACUUAUGAGAUCUUAGGGGUGAAAAGAUUCAGUUAAAGCAUCAACCAAUCCAGGAAAGCUUUAUCAAUGAUCCUACUGUUGCAAUGACAUCUGAUUUUAGUUGGGGGGGUGGAGAUACAGUUUUGUCAAAACUUAUCACAAUAUCAUUGGAAAUUUUUUAACAUGUUUGGAAAUUGCCUAGGGUUUGGGCUUUUCCUGUGGAAAAAUGAUGUCCUCUACUAAGAGAAUCACACCUUUGACUCCAAAAAAAAUGUUGGCUUACAUACUAUCAUUGUGUUCUGAUCAAUCUUGCCUCUUCAAUCUGCUCACUAUAUGUAUUCUAAUGAAUGAUGUUUGUUGUUACACCUAGAAUGUGCUCAAGAUUUGUGGAUGUCAUUCAGGAAACAAAUGCUGAGACUGUUCAGGAGAGAAGUGGGUGAAGACUCUCCAAAACAUGAAGAAGAUCAAGGUUAUUGAUGAUUUAGUUAUUUAGUUAAAACCCUUUACACCCUAACAUUAGUAUGUAGAUUCUCCUUACUGUUCUCUAUACAUUUCUCAAGAUGCUGACAAGGAGAAUUUGUACAAUAAUCAAGAGCAUUUUUUUGUUGGUGAUCAUUUCCUUCAGGGACAUGUCCUUAAUGUGUGAUUCAGGGGAGAUUUUGUAAGGAGAAAUUUUAAAAAAAAUUUCCAAUGUAUGUUAAUUGCAUCUAGGAGGAUUGUUGACAAUGUUUCAAAAGUGUCAUAAGUCAUUUAAGCGAGCGAAAUCAAACUGAUUGAAGAGAAUGUAAAAGGUAAAUUGGUAAAAUUUUAGCAAGGUGACAUUGAGUAAUUUUUAGUACAGUUGUAAAACUGAAUGCAGCUUGUCUUGUCAUGAGGGUAAAAAAAAGUCCACUUAUGUCUGAGUCUUCCAUAAGAAAUUCCAAAAUAAGUCCCAGACCACUGGAUUUUGCAAUUAUUUUCUUGACCUUUGGAAAUGUUUGCUUCCUUCAAGUUGAGUUUGAGUUAUAUUAGUAAUUGUGUUGAUCUUUCUUGCUUCUGCACAGUUGAAUCAAUAAGAAACCAACGCAGAAGUGCCAGAUCAGGAAACCUUCAACUUUUUGGCACCUUUCUAUCAGAUAAUCAAGUUUUAAUCUGGAAGUUCAACCGAUUGGACAGUAACAGGGACAAACUGCUUGUGUCAAGUGAGUUUCUCACAUCAACCAUGAAGAAAAUUCUCGGAAACGUUAAACGAGGACGAAAAUGUGGCAAAAAGCUGUUGGUUGAUUGCGAUCUUGACAAAGAUAGAGGUUUAUCAAUGAUGGAAUGGACCCUUUGCCUAAGAAUACACCAUCGUCGCAUGCCGCUGCAGUAGUUUGUGGAUAUCAUCAUGCAAGUGUGAUUCAUUUCACAAGAUCCAAGAACACGGCAGCUUGUGUCCAGCACAAGAAAGCAGGCCCAGAUUAGUAGAAGUAUGGACUGGUGAUGCUGCAACCUCUAUGUAAAACAUGAUGAAAAUAGUCUCUCUUGUAGUUUCCAGGCCUCCUGUGCUUUUCACACAGGAAAAGUCAGUAAAUGAUUUAGUUGUGUCCUAUUCCCAUGUAAGAUGUUUCAAUUGAUCUCUCACCAAAAUACAAGCAGACAAAAAAACAAAUUUAAAGAGAGAUCAGAAUUCAACAAGAUGCCAUAAACGAGAGUUGAGAAGGAAAUUUCUGAAAAGAAGUAAAAAUCCUGUUUCUUUUUUUAUACAUGCAAUGUAAUUCCAAUAACUUUAUUCUCUGAUAUUUUGGGCUUUGAACUUUGUAUUUUAAUAGUGUAGGGAAUUAUUAUCAUGACUUAUACUUUACCCUGUCACUCCCAAGAACUUAUCAGUAAUUCUCCUUACCUUCUGACAUACAUUUCUUAUGAUAUUAGUUUGGAGAACUUGGUAUUGCAUCAACUUGCAAUCUCCUCAUUGAUAUUUUUCUUUAUUCUUAUUACUUGUGUGCUUGAUAUUGUAUGGAUGUUGGUCGCUCAAGGGAGUUUAAGGAUUAAACUUAUAUACCACUGUUAGCAUUACCUUAAGAGUGACUAGCAUCUAAUUUCUCCCUACAAUAUCACCCCUGAAUCAAAUAUUAAGGUGACAAGAAUGAAGAAAAUCAGAUAACCAACUGAAGUACCUGCUGAUUGUUAAACAAAUUCUCCUUGUCAGCACCUAAGGAAAUGUAUAGAGAAUUGUAUGGAGGAUAUGCAUACUGAUGUUAAACAAAUCAGAUGCAGAAAUUAAGCAAUUUUGAUUUGCUUACUUCUUUUCUGUGGACUUCGAGAAAUUUACAACUUAAAAUAAUUCGGAAUGGUCAAUCUUAUGAUAGUUUCUUGUAUUCUAAUCAAUGCAGCAAACACCAGCCAUUCAGUGGCAAAUUAAAAUAAAAGCAGUGUCAACGCAUAGUACCAGCAUAGCGUACUUGGACAAAUCUCACAAGAGACAGUUUUUAUUAAUAUAUAUAUAAAAUAACAUUAUUCUGUGUUGUACAUAAACCCUAGCUGUGCAAGAGCUUCUAGGAGAUAAGGGUUUUUAAAUUAUGAGGUAAUAUUUCUUUGCAUGUACUAUACUCAAUACAUUACAGAUUGGUACAUGCUCCUAUACAAUAAUUAUUCAACUAACUGAGGAACAGCAGAAACAGUGAAAUUUGAUAAAGGAGCAGCUUAACUGCCUGACAACCAUAUGCAUGUCUUAUUUUACCAUUGCCAAUAAAAUUGAACCCACAAAGGGACAGGUGUUGCUUGGAGAUACACCUUUCACUGCAAUCCACUUCAAGUUUCAGAGUGAGUAGUUUACAAAUACAUUUGAUUAUCAAAUAUCAUUAACAAGGAAACUAAGUUAAGAAUAUUUUAACCCACAAUGGAAAUGACAGAAUCAAGACGCAGCAGCAGUAUGUGGAGACCUUCAUUGGUACCCAUAGAAAACACAACAAACCGGUCUUAGAAUAGGAAAUUAUACAGAUUUUGCAGUAGUAGAAAAUGACUUUCUCAUUCAAAAUGUGAUAUUAUUAAAUAUCGUUAUAAUCAACUAUUUAAAGAGACCUUUGCAAGAACUGGCAGUUCUUUAGAAAAGUAGAGAAAAUUGUCAGUUCAAUUCUUAGAGAAUUGGACCAGGCAGCUUCAUGAUAUGGAUACAUAAUUUUAAAGUUAUCAUGGCUAAUCAACAGUCAAUAUUAAUAAUGAUUGUCAAUCUAUAUAAAUAAAUGACUAGAAAUAUUCAAACAAACUUAAAAUAGUUUUGUUACUUGUUUAAUUGUGAAUCCC